ACAUGCAUACUAUGUAAUAUGUGUUUUUUAAUACUUGAUUAUAUGUAUACAUUAGUUACGAACAACUAACAUGAAUACAAUCCAUAACAGUCUAUCAGUCUUCUUCACUGCGUAUAAUCACAUUUGUUGUUUCUGGUAUAAAAUAAUAAAUUAGAUAAUUGGAUAACCAAUUAUUUGAUUAAAAAAUAAACAUCUUAAAAUAAAAUAAAAAAAACUCUUAUCAUAAUUUCCGCUUCAUGAAUGAUAAACUAAUCAGUUCCAGUGACAUCAGUUACCAUUAUUCAUCUAUCUGCAUCAAUUACUUAUACAAAGUAAAUAAAUAAUUAAUUCUGUGUGAAGAAUAAAUUUAUAUCGACGUGAAAUAUUAUAAAGGUCAAUAGUUGGUGUUAAAACAUUUAUUGACAGUUUUUGUUUUUAAUUUAGUUUUUUUCGUCCACACAAUGGCUAAAGUUAAUAAUGAUACGGUGAUUAGGUUGCUUAUCAGAGCACCUGAUCAGCAAAUUGAUGAUCAGACUUUUGACUGUCAAUAUGAUUGGACUGUUGGAGAACUUAAGGAAUAUCUUCAUGAAGUUUAUCCAAGUAACCCUAAAAAAGAAGAUCAAAAAGUAAUAUAUUCAGGUCAAAUAUUAAACGAUUCAAUGAUUUUGAAAGAUGUGUUUUAUCAAAAUUAUAAUUUAGAAGAAGAGUUAUUUAUUGUACACUUGGUUUGUCCAUCAAAAAUAUCGUUUGCAUCGACUUCUAGUUCAAAAAUCUCAACAAAUAAAUCUAUAAGUGACAAGCAAAAUUCAAAUGCCAGUGUUAAUAAUUCACCACCAUUAGUAUUACCAUCAUCAUCAAUAACACCAACUUCAUCAAUAUCAUCGCCGUUAUCUUCAUCAGCAAUACAAUUUCCUCCACCAGGAGUACCAAUGUCUCCGAUCCAACAAUAUUAUGCUCAAUUGAAUACUCAACAACUAGCAUGGAUGCAACAAGCUUAUGCUCAGUAUUUGAAUCAAUAUAUGCAAUUAAUAGCUUCACAAGGGAUUCAGUUGCAAUCAGUGCCUUAUGUUCAACAAUCAAAUUUAAAUGCAAACCCAUUAAAUACAAGAGACAGUGAUAAUCUACCUUCAACUUCGAGUACAGUACUUCCUGGUAUUCCUUCGACAUCUGGCACUAGUGCUGCAGCAAGCAAUCAAGAUCAAACACGCGCACAACGAAAUGAUAAUGAAAACAGACAAAUUAAUAACAACAACAACAACAACAACAACAACAACAACAACAACCACAAUAAUAAUAAUAAUAACAAUAAUGCUGGUGAAGAUAAUGAAGCAGCAUUGAAUCGUGAUUGGCUCGAUGUAUUUGAUGUAUUCGCACGUGUUAUUGUAUUGUCUAGUAUUGUUUACUUUUAUUCAUCGCCAUCGAGAUUCCUUCUUGUUACAAUGCUCGGAUUUGCUAUUUAUUUAAUACAAGGAGGAUUUUUUCGGGGACAACAAGUGGAUCUUACGGACAAUAAUGGACGUGCAGAAAAUAAUAAUAAUAAUAUUAAUGUCAAUAACAAUAAUAACAUAAAUGUUAAUAACAAUAAUAAUGUUAUUAAUGAUAAUAGAGUUAACCAAGAGAAUAUUAUUAAUAAUCCAGCAAAUGAACCAUUGAUUGGAUUGCAAGAUCAACAACCACAAUUACGCCAGAGAUUGAAUGUACAACAUUCGAUUAUCAAUUCAACGGCUGCUACUAAUUUAAAUAUCAAUACAAAUGUUAAUGAAACAAAUAAUGAAGAGACAAGAACGGUUAAUCAAAAUGAGGAUAAUGAAAGGCCUGGUGCUUUAGCAUUAACAUGGACAUUCUUUAGUUCAUUUUUUGCUUCAUUAAUACCAGAACAACCACAUGUUUUGUAAAUUAAUUAUAUAUUCAAAUUAUCAAUUAUACGUCAUUCAAAAUGACGGUUAUUUAUUUGUAUUAUUAUUAUUAUUUUUGUUAUCUAUUUAAUUUGAAAAAUGUGCUAAUUUUUAAAUUUUCUAGCACGAAGUGACUCAAGACCCAAAGAUGUUAUAAAUAUAUAAACACAUGCAUAUAUAUAUAAAUAUAAAUAUAUAAAAAAUUAAAUUUAUUUGUUUCAACGACCGUGAUAAAAAUAUAUGAAAUAUAUUUUUUUUUAUUCUCACAUAAAAUUAGAUUGAAUAUUCAUUCUCAAAUUGCCAGUUCUAAUAGUUAUA
Cotesia glomerata is the source of this 2192-nucleotide messenger RNA. RefSeq names its product homocysteine-responsive endoplasmic reticulum-resident ubiquitin-like domain member 2 protein (gene Herp). Bases 441 to 1874 code for a protein of 477 amino acids. Gene Ontology annotation, molecular function: protein binding. Lineage: Eukaryota; Metazoa; Arthropoda; Insecta; Hymenoptera; Braconidae. Gene Ontology annotation, biological process: endoplasmic reticulum unfolded protein response. The transcript has 5 exons. The record is from RefSeq and is a predicted model, not a curated record.